This is a messenger RNA of Gasterosteus aculeatus aculeatus (three-spined stickleback), 2183 nucleotides long. It is a transcript of the gene dzank1, whose product is annotated as double zinc ribbon and ankyrin repeat domains 1. Gene Ontology annotation, biological process: eye photoreceptor cell development. Lineage: Eukaryota; Metazoa; Chordata; Actinopteri; Perciformes; Gasterosteidae. The record is from RefSeq and is a predicted model, not a curated record. Gene Ontology annotation, molecular function: protein binding.
UAAUAAACCGUGCCUGGAGGAGCGCGUCACCAUGGCGACGCGUCGGCAGCAGGACCUCGUUGUCAUGGUGACGCGUCCGCAGAAGAAGGUCGGUUCAGCCAAAGUUUCCUUUGCUUCAUCUUUAAGCUGAAGCAGACUCCCGUCGUCAUGACAGCAGGAGCAGUGUCAGCUCCGCUCAUCAUUCCCAUGAUCCACCUGCAGACUCACAGAGCCAAAAACCACAUAGACACCAACACACCUGUCUCCAUUCAAUCAGACACUCCUGAUGUUCUGAUCUUCUACACUCUGGAUGGGUCUAAGCCGUCCUUCGGGCCUCGGGAGUCAAAGGGCAGCAGGAGGUACGGCGGCCCGAUUCUGCUGCCCGCUGGUCGAGUGGCCGUCAGAGCCGUCGCUGUCACCAGAGACGGCAGAGACAGCUCCACAGUGACGAAGGUUUUCUCUGUUGAGCUUGUUGAGUCAAACGAGGAUCAACGUCAGUGUGAAGGAACCUUGAUCAGCUCUGGUCCUUUAUUGAAGCCCUCAGGUGGUCUCCUGACCGGGGGACUGGGCUCUCCCACCAAACCACAACCAGCUGGAUCCUCCCAACCUUCCCAGUCAGCGGCGAGCAGACAGCAGACUGACUUCCUGCGGUGUGCUCAGUGUCAGCGUCCUCGUCCCUCUGAUCCAUUCUGUGGGUUCCGUGCUCAGUGUGGACCUUCACUUCCUGUGUUAGAUGAGCAGAGACGCCGCCCUGCUGAGGGAGGACAGGUGCUUCGCUGUGUGUUGUGUAACUCUCUGGUUCCUGUUAACACUCACACAUGUUUAAUCUGUGAGGCUGCCGUCCAUCAACAACAGCCACAGUCUAGCGGUGCACGUCAGCCCGGCCACGCGGCCAGCUAUGUGGUUUGUUGGCGUUGCGGAGCGAAUGGACCCCCGCAUGCCUUCUACUGCGCAACCUGUGGCGCCUUCCUGGAAGCCCCGCCCCCACCAACAUCUUGCGGUGACAUCACUCAACCUGUUGGGGCUGCCGCCACACUCCAGGGGUCAGCCCCUUGGAGAGCAAGGCGACCCUCCGGCCCCCCUCCACCCCCAAAGGUAACAACGCCCAGUAAGGAUCAGUCCACGCAGACAGUGAGAUUCUAUUACCCAUCAGCCACGGAGCUCCAGAGGAAGGAAACACAGAGGAAACUUCAACUGAGCAAGCAGCAUUCAGCCAGAGACCAACGGCCACCACUGACCUCCAUCAGCCCAGGGAGAGGUUUCUGGAGGAAGCAGCUGGAUCACCUGUGUGCUCACCUGAGGAGCUACGCCCAGAACAACGCCCCCUUCAGGACCCUGCUAGGAGAACCCCGUCUGGGCCAGAUGGUUUCCGCUGCGAUUCAAGAAGAUCGUUAUGAAGUCAGCUUGACCUUCAGCUUUGUGUCAGCCGGAGGAAGACAACGUCAGGUGGAGCAGGCAGCUGACGGCCUUGGACCCCCAGCUGGGACCGAGACUCUGGGCGCCACGAUAGAGCCAUCGGUUGACUGCCAACGCGGCACAUGGUCCGAAGAUAAAGCUAACGAUGCUAACGACGCUCACAGACCAACCCUGAGACCCAGACCUCCGGUGAGGGAUGUGCAGCUGCUGAAGGAGCUCGGUCCAGGUCCGGGUCGAGGUCGCAUCAGCAUCAUCCAGCAGCUCCUGGAUCAGGGGGCGGACCCGUCCUGCUGCGACGCGAAUGGCCGCCAUGCUCUAGCGGUUGCCGUGGUGAACGGUCACCAUGACGUACUUCCUGUUUUGGUGCAGCGUGGAGCCGACGUGGAUCAGCAGUCUGGAGAGAUGAAGAACACGGCUCUGCAUGAAGCUGCAGCUCUGGGCUCUGAAGGUCUGAAGGCUGCUGAGGUCCUGCUCAGCUGUCGGGCGUCCUUGCGGCGGAGGGACGUCGCGGGUCGGGCGGCGUUGGACGUGGCGCUGAGCUCCGGCUGCAGCGAGGCAGCCGCUCUGCUGGCUGCUCGCACCGGACUGGACAUGCUGGGCAGACUGGGGAGACCCAGAGAGGACCGGGACGGGUUCUGAUGGUCCGUCUGGUCCACACGCUGACACGCGUUUCCAACUACGUAAUAAAUAUAAUUACAACUAGCAAAGUACUUGUUUUGUGUUGUAUAUUGAAGUAAUCAAAAAUCUACUGUUUUAGACUUUUAGUACCUGAACUAGUGCGCACGCAC